Molecule: messenger RNA, 1128 nt
Organism: Onychomys torridus (southern grasshopper mouse)
Lineage: Eukaryota; Metazoa; Chordata; Mammalia; Rodentia; Cricetidae
Gene: Ufsp1
Product: UFM1 specific peptidase 1 (inactive)
Exons: 3
Coding region: 1-924 (307 amino acids)
Source: RefSeq, a predicted model, not a curated record
AUGUCUGGGGCCGAGCUCCCCUCCCCGCGGUGCCUUCGCCCCUCCGGGCCGCCAAUAAACUGUUACAGCCACUGGAGUCUGUGCGACUGCAUCCGGCGGAAGGGAGUCCUGGAUCCGCCCCCCUGGGCGGAGCUUGCAGCGGCGGAGCAAGUCGGGCUCGCCCGCGCCUUUUGGAAGGCUCGGAAGUCGCUGUCUUCUUGUGGCGUCCCUCCUGCCUCGUGCUUCGGUUCCCCCCAGAAAAGACCGGGAACCCGGGAUUUGCCCCGCCUCGGUGACGGCUGCCCCACUGACGCCCUGGAGCUGCUGAAAGACGUGCACCUGGGCCUGGCUCUGCCCUGCCAAGGUCCCGCCCGCCUGGCCCUCCUCUCGGGCCACUACCUUUACUAUCACUACGGCUGCGACGGACUGGAUGACCGCGGCUGGGGAUGCGGCUACCGCACCCUGCAGACUCUGUGCUCCUGGCCGGAGGGCCAGUCCUCAGGCGUGCCUGGGCUGGCAGCCAUACAGGCUGCCCUGGAGGACAUGGGCGACAAGCCCCCCGGGUUCCGGGACUCUCGGAACUGGAUCGGCUGUGUAGAGGCCAGCCUCUGCCUCGAACACUUUGGAGGACCUCAGGGACGCCUGUGCCACGUGCCCCGUGGAGCCGGACUUCUGGGAGAACUGGAGCGGCUUUAUUCCCACUUCACGGAGGGCGGCGGUCCAGUCAUGGUGGGAGGGGAUGCAGAUGCUCAGUCCAAAGCCUUGCUGGGAGUCUGCGAGGGGCCAGGUAUGGACACCUACGUACUGAUACUCGACCCACACUACUGGGGCACUCCGAAGAACCAUAGUGAACUGCAAGCUGCUGGGUGGGUGGGCUGGCGAAAGGUAAGCAGCGUCUUUGAUUCCAAUUCCUUCUACAACCUGUGCUUGACCAGACGCACCUGAUCAGCGCACCCUGCCUGCACUGCGGGACAGGCACCCAUUACUUCUCACAGGUGCCCAGCAGACAAGUCUUUUCCAGCACUAAAAGUCUGGGACAGGGACAAUGACACAGGCAGGUGGAUCUGAGUUGAAAGCCAGCCUGGAGUUCUAGGCUAGGCAGGGCUACAGAGAAAGACACUGUUCUCAAUAAUAAAGUGGCAUAAUUCA